This is a messenger RNA of Nannizzia gypsea CBS 118893, 2010 nucleotides long. RefSeq names its product SAP domain-containing protein. Bases 1 to 2010 code for a protein of 669 amino acids. The transcript has a single exon. The record is from RefSeq and is a predicted model, not a curated record. Lineage: Eukaryota; Fungi; Ascomycota; Eurotiomycetes; Onygenales; Arthrodermataceae.
AUGGACUAUGCAAGCUUGAAGGUCACUGACCUGAAAGCUGAACUGAAGAAGCGCGGUAUCCCGCAGACAGGACUACGAGUGAAGCAAAAUUUUAUCGACCGGCUUAUACAGGAUGAUAAUGAACGCGCUGCCGCCCAAUCUGAAACACCAGCAGAGCCAGUUGAGCCUGCGCCCACACCAGCACCAGCACCGCAAGUGACAAAUCCAGUAUACCAAGAGCCAGCGCCCGAACCCCCUAAAGCUCCAGUACCCCAACCGGCACAAUUACCACCGGACCCUGUAGAACAAGCUCCUGUACAACAAGUUUUGGCCACCGAGAUACAGCAGGCAGUUAUACCUGAAGCUGCGCCUGCGCCUGUCACCUCGCAAAAGGUUACAAGCAUUUCGCAGCUUAUUGAACCUGUACCAGCUCCUUCCGUUGCCCAAGCACCCGUACCUACGCCGAAACCUGCGGUGGCGGAAGCUGAGCCAGCUCCCGUGACAGAAUUGGUGGUGGAAGAUAUUACUCCUGCGCAAGCUGUUCCUGCUCCUGCUCCCGCACCUGAACCCAUCCAAGAACCUGUCAAAGAAUCCGUCCAAGAACCCGUCCAAGAACCUACCCAAGAACCCACCCAACAGCCCGUUCAGGACGAAAGCGCGAAUAAGUCUUCCUCCGCGGACGUUGAGGCCAUAAAAGAAGAUACGGAUGAAUCAAGGAAACGGAAACGCCGAAGCCAGACCCCUCCUCCAUCUCCCAGGAGCAUCGCGCUAAAGAAAGCAAGAAUUGAAGUGGAGCAGCAACAAUCUUGGCCACCGCAGGAAGAAAUCAAAACCGAGGGGCACAAGUUAAAUGAAGAUGAGGCUCCUGCCACGGCACCGGUAACUGCAGAACCGCCCGCUCAAGAUACGGAUGUGGAAAUGAAAGAGAGUACACCUCCUGCGCCGGAGCCGAAACGAGAGACUGAAGAGAAUGAGGCUAAGGAACAGGCAGAAACUGAAGCAGUAGGCCAAGAGGAAUCUUCGGAGAAGAAUGAAAAGCAACAUGGGCAAAGGAAACCUGCUGGCGAUGCGCGUUUCAAGGAUCUGUUUCCUGCCACAAAUGGGGCUCCCUUGCGGGCCGAGUCACCUCCCCCCGCUGAAGGCGAUGACCGUAUGGUAUCCCCUGCUUUACAUCCAGCCACCGCCGCUCUAUAUAUCCGUGAUUUCAUGCGGCCGCUGCAACCUGCAGCAUUAAAACGACACCUAUGCUCUCUUGCUGUACCACCAAAUUCAUCUCCAGACCCUGACGUUAUCGUUGAUUUCUUCCUGGAUUCCAUCAAAACCCACUGUUUUGCUAGCUUCACAAGCAUUGCAGCGGCUUCUCGGGUUCGAGCCGCAUUGCACGACGCUAUCUGGCCGGAAGAACGUACCCGCAAACCACUAUGGGCUGACUUCAUUCCAGAAGAAAAAGUGAAGGAAUGGAUAGAAAUAGAACAGGCGCCCGGGAACAGCGGCAGGGGAGGUCCUCGUUGGGAAGUUGCCUAUGACGAGACUGAGGAUGGUAUAAAAGCAAAACUGCAGGAAGCCUCGUCAAUCACCAGCGGACCACCCCGCCCAUACGACUCGGGUCAGGGUUUUGGACGAGAACCACCAACUGGCCCUCGAGCAGAUAGGAUGGGCCCUGGAGGCCGCCAAGGAAGUCAACAGACUGGUACACCUAGUAGCAAAAUGCCAGAACACGGAUUCAAGGCUCUUGACGACAGAUUCCUUUCUACCGUUGCAAAGCCGAAGUUGUACUACCUACCUGUAUCCCGAGAGGUAUCAGACAAACGUCUCGAUCAAUUUGACGAUCUAGCCAGGGCUGGCCCGGUAUCGAAACGAGGCGGAGACGAGAUGUUCAGAUAUACAUUUGAAGACACCGAUCAGUUCGUCGUCCAAGGACCAGAAUAUGGUCCUCGCCGCGGCGGUCGAGGAAGGGGAGGCGGACGUGGUGGGCGUGGUGGAGAUUGGGGGAGCAGCUGGAGAGACGGCCCCUGGAGGGGUAGAAGAUAA